CCGCCUCUCUGCGCCUCCCGCCCCCGUGCCCGCAAGAUGGCGGCUGCCGGCAGGGCCUGGCGGUUCGCAGCGUUGUUGCCGUCCUGGCGGCUGCGGGUCCCGUGCCGUUCGUUGUACGGCGCGGCGCGGGGCGCUGCUGCUGCCGGCGGGGGCCGCCUGCUGCUGGGCACUGCCUUCGCGCUGGGCGGCGGUGCCGGUCUGUGCCUGGCGGCGCGGCAGCGCCUGAGGGAGCACUCGGCCGCGGAGCUGCCUGCAGGGAACCUGCAGCUUACCCUCUACCAAUAUAAAACCUGUCCUUUCUGCAGUAAAGUCCGAGCUUUUCUGGAUUAUCAUGGGCUGCCUUAUGAAAUUGUGGAAGUAAACCCAAUAAUGAGGAAAGAGAUCAAAUUCUCCUCCUACAGAAAGGUGCCUAUCCUGCUAGCUGAUGCUGGAAGCCCUCUGCAGUUGAAUGACUCUUCGGUGAUCAUCAGUGCAAUAAAGACCUAUCUCAUUUCCAAGAGGAAUAGCCUAGAAGAAAUUGUGUCCUUUUAUCCUCCCAUGAAAACUGUGACUGAGCAAGGCAAGGAGGUACUUGAGUAUGGAAAUAAAUACUGGCUCAUGCUGGAUGAGAAGGAGACAAAGCGAGUCUAUCCUGUCAAAGAAGUGAGAGUGGAAGAAAUGCAGUGGAGAAAAUGGGCAGAUGAUUGGCUUGUUCACCUCAUCUCCCCCAAUGUUUACCGCACCCCCAAAGAAGCCUUGGCAUCCUUUGAUUACAUCGUCCGCGAGGGGAAGUUUGGCACCGUGGAAGGUUUCUUUGCCAAGUACUUGGGGGCCGUUGCCAUGUUCUUCAUUAGCAAGAGACUGAAGAAAAGGCAUCAGCUUCGCGAUGAUGUCCGCGAAGACUUGUACGAGGCAGUUGAUAAGUGGGUGAAAGCCAUUGGCAAGAACAGGCUGUUCAUGGGUGGAAGCCAGCCAAACCUUGCUGACUUGGCAGUGUACGGAGUGCUGCGGGUCAUGGAGGGGCUGGAAGCCUUUGACGACAUGAUGUUCCACACCAAGAUUCAGCCUUGGUACCAGCGCAUGGAAGAAGCCAUUCAAAGAGCUGCAGCCUGAUGUCAACUACAGCCUCCUUCCUGAAGUACUUGCAUGGGGGGAAAAAAAAAACUUGAGGAAUGGUUUUUAUUUUUUAAAGAGUUGAUGGACUGAUCACACAUCGUGAACUGACAUGCAGGCACAGAAACUGUCCUGUUCAGGGUUCUGAGUUUCUGCAAGCAGAGGGAUCCUGCAGUGCGUAAGUGUAAAUGAGAUAUUUAGAAGGAUGGGGACAGGUGGAAGGAAGGUGUUUAGGGCACUGCUGGAAGGAAGAAGCUCGGACUGAACUGAAGAAGCACUGAGCAGGGUUCUUUCAGGUGAGAGCUGUGCUCAGAGCACAUUACUGUAAGAGCAAGCUGCUUUCUUGGCUAGGGAGUGUUACAGCUGGAUCCAGUCUGAUAGUUCUGAGCGGCUUUUGCUUCAAGCUGUCUUCCUCCAUUCAUCCACACGUCUUUUCCUGACUGAGACACUGGAUGCUAGAUUUUUAAAUAAGUUUUUCUGCAAUAGAAUUUCGUAAACCCAGCGCUGUGGGAGCUGGGGGAGAGUCCCCAGUUCUGGGAAAGGAGCCCUUCCUCUGGGACGUGCUGUGCUGAUGGGCUGUGAGCUUUGCCACGUGAACGGUUCUUUUGAUGAUCCUGUAUGGUGUGCGAGGAUAAAAGCUGCUCUGACGGGA
Lagopus muta (rock ptarmigan) is the source of this 1744-nucleotide messenger RNA. RefSeq names its product prostaglandin E synthase 2 (gene PTGES2). The coding region runs from base 37 to 1092 and encodes 351 amino acids. Gene Ontology annotation, molecular function: prostaglandin-E synthase activity. The transcript has 7 exons. Gene Ontology annotation, cellular component: mitochondrion. The record is from RefSeq and is a predicted model, not a curated record. Lineage: Eukaryota; Metazoa; Chordata; Aves; Galliformes; Phasianidae.